CUAUUUUUUGCUGACUUUAAGCCCUUGAACUUGUAAAAGUGGGAAACCGUGGCCCUUUUAGCCAGUUUCUCCGGUUUUGCAACCGGAGGACCAAUUCACACGAAUACAAAUGUGCUUCUUCAAAGGGCAUUUUUGUCCGCAUAUUCUAAGCAAAAAAGGCACUUUUACCUAGACAAAAAGGGCAUUUUUACCGCCGAAUCCACCCUCGUAUGGGGUGGCAGAGAACGAAGGGACCGGGAAAUUGAGGAUGACGGGAGUCGCCGAGAGGGACAACGUCGACGUUUUGAGGCUGGCGACGAAGAGGGGGACCCGGAUUGUGGCUCUCUACGUUAAAAACCCGGCUGCAUCCCUCACUUUGCUCUACUCCCACGGCAACGCUGCUGAUCUGGGCCAGAUGUAUGACCUCUUCAGCGAACUCAGCCUUCAUCUACGCGUCAACUUGAUGGGGUGCUCUCUUUUUUGGCUACACCCAGUUGUUUUCAGACCAUUCAUGCAGGGUUGUGAUGGAUCAAUAUUGCUUGAUGAGACACCUACUAUUCAAAGCGAAAAGACUGCACGGCCAAACAAUAAUUCAACAAGAGGAUUUGAAGUCAUAGAAGCUGCAAAACGCGAAGUUGAGAAGAUAUGCCCUGGAGUUGUUUCUUGUGCAGACAUACUUUCAGUUGCAGCAAGAGAUGCAUCAGUUGCUGUUGGCGGUCCGACAUGGCAAGUAAAGCUUGGAAGAAGAGAUUCAAUCACUGCAAGCCGUUCUGCUGCAGAAAGCAAUCUGCCAAGCCCUUUUGCUAACCUAAGAGAUCUUAUUUCCAAUUUCAAAAACAAAGGACUUAGUGCAAGGGAUAUGGUUGCAUUGUCGGGAUCGCAUACAUUAGGACAAGCUCAAUGCUUUGUUUUUCGCAACAGAGUUUAUAGUAACGGGACAGACAUUGAUGCGGGCUUUGCAAGCACCCGUAGGCGCCAGUGCCCACAAGCCGUUGGAAAUGGUGACAGUAACCUAGCACCACUUGAUUUGGUCACUCCGAAUUCGUUUGACAACAAUUACUUCAAGAAUCUAAUGCGAAAGAAAGGCCUCCUCAUAUCAGACCAGGCUCUCUUCAGUGGAGGAUCAACUGACAGUAUUGUCUCCGAAUAUAGCCGAAAUCCUAGAACCUUCCUGUCGGAUUUUGCUUCUGCCAUGGUUAAGAUGGGAGACCUUGAACCACUCACAGGUGCAAGUGGAAUCAUAAGGAAAGUUUGCAGUGCUGUGAGCUAAAGUAUUGCAAGUGCAGAUUUAUUGCAUCGUCAACAUCGAACACUUCCCGUACAAGAAAGUUUUAUUUGUUAGUCCUGAGUUCAUUCUUUGAUUCAUUUAUUCAUUGAUUUUGCAAGUGUAUAUCUACCUUCCUUCCAUUGCCCUGUAGUUAUGGCUGGUUAUAAUAAUUUGUAAACCUCAAGAUUGUAAUAUCUCACACAAAUAAACUUUUUUCCCAAAUAU
Coffea arabica (coffee) is the source of this 1471-nucleotide messenger RNA. Lineage: Eukaryota; Viridiplantae; Streptophyta; Magnoliopsida; Gentianales; Rubiaceae. The record is from RefSeq and is a predicted model, not a curated record.